Molecule: messenger RNA, 4979 nt
Organism: Chelonia mydas (Green sea turtle)
Lineage: Eukaryota; Metazoa; Chordata; Testudines; Cheloniidae
Gene: ZNF143
Product: zinc finger protein 143
Exons: 16
Coding region: 2294-4204 (636 amino acids)
Biological process (GO): regulation of transcription by RNA polymerase II
Cellular component (GO): nucleus
Molecular function (GO): DNA-binding transcription factor activity, RNA polymerase II-specific; RNA polymerase II transcription regulatory region sequence-specific DNA binding
Source: RefSeq, a predicted model, not a curated record
AAGAGUAAAAAUGUAGAUCCAUUUAUUCGUCAUAUACAUAUUCAGCACUUUUCUGAGGGUGUAGUUACUCAGGAACAACUAUGCCUGAAUAACACCAUGUGUAGAAAACCCCUGAGGAUUUUUAAAAAGCUUAUUUUAGCUAUACUUUUUUGGCGUGGUGUUAUGGGAGGCAGUCCAUAUGUUUAAUAUCCAUGACGUAGUAUAGAUUUUAUAGUCUUUUUGAAAACAAAGGCAGGGGAAAUUUUUCUAUCUCAAAAUCUUAGUGAUGUGUUAACAUGGGUUAUUUUCUCUAAUCAAGUAACUUAUUAAAUGGUUCUGAAACUAGAACUAGUUAAAAAUUAGUUCCUUUCUCUCAUUUGUUUGAAAAUCUCAUUUCUGGAUCCUUCAAUCUUUUAAAAUUGAAAUGCUUAUGUGUUUAAAAUAACUGUACAUACAUAACGGGAGACAACACCGUGUGUGGCUACAAAAGUUAGUAAAAACCUAAGACACUAACAAUUGCUAGCAUAUUUAUUACCACCUCAAUUUAAAAUUUUUAAGAGCUGACUCUGGGAUCCUACUCUCUGAAUUUCUAAAACCUUUGACAAGGAAAAAAAAAAGUGAAAAAAAUACAAUUAAGGUGAGAGACAUAUGUGGAGAAACAGGGUGGAUUGGAAGGGCCUUCUCUUCUUCCCCUUUCAUUAAGUUAGUUUCCACCUGAGAAUCUGUCCUACCCCAACACUGCCACUGACUCCACAAGUCAUUUUGCAGGGCAGCUCUUGCUAUAGGGCCCAUCUCCCGUCACUGUUGUUAAUGUCAAGGGAAAAUAAAGUCUGGACCUGGCUCCUAUCAGCGGGUACAGGAUAAGGAUCAGCCAAGCUGGAGUUCCUGAGUAGGUAGAGGCUACAUCCCAAUAACGGGGUAGUCAGGAUCCCCUUCUGGAUGGUAAGAAAAGGCCGUGGCCCAAAGAGUUUUGCAGUUGAGAAAAGCCAGGCUGGGGUUCCCCCCCUGUGUGGAAGUGGGAGGGUUGAGCUCAGUGGCUGGGGACUCUCCCCAAUGGGUGUGUGAGAGGCUGCUGAGCCCAUGCGUAGGAGGGGCCAAGCUAGAUAGGGUUCUCCUCCAAAACCUCCAGUCUGUGUGAUGGAGGGGAAGCUAAAUUGGGACUCACUCCCAUGUGUGCGCGCAUGGGGCGGGGGGGCAGGGUGCUGAGCCUAUGAGUGUACAGAGUCUAUGGAUGUCCCUGGUGUGUGUCAGAGUCCUGUAGCACCUUACAGACUAACAGACGUAUUGGAGCAUAAACUUUCGUGGGUGAAUACUCCAAUAUGUCUGUUAGUCUAGAAGGUGCCCCAGGACUCUUUGCUGCUUUCAUAGAUCCAGACUAACACAGCUACCCCUCUGAUACCUGGUGUGUGGCUGUGGGGGGGGGGGGGGGGGCACUGAGCCUAGGGCUCUCCCCAGUGUGUGUGUGGGGGGGACCAGAUAGCAAGUGUAAAAAAUCAGGACAGGGAGUCGGGGGCUAAUAAGUGCCUAUAUAAGAAAAAUCCCCCAAAUCGGGACUGUCCCCUGGUCACCCUAGCGGGGGGCAAGGUGCUGAGCGGACGGGGUCUAGGCUGGAUGUCCGGGGGAACGGGGACUGAGCCGGCGGGAGGGGCCAGCCUAGGGCUCUCCCCGCUGUGUGUGGAGCGACAGCUGAUGCGCCACACUGCAGGCGGCAGUGAUCCGCUCCUGAGGUGGGAGAAGCCCGGGCCUUGGGACGGAGCAGGCUUGUGCCCCCAUUACAGCACCUGGUGGUCCGUGGGGCUGGCAGAGGAAACCUACUAGCCUCCUCUCUGCGAGCGCGUCCGCCCGGCGGGGUGAAUAAGAGAAACCGCAGGCUUCCACCCGCCAGAGCGAGCCCAGCGCUCGGAGUCCCUGAAGCGCUGCUAACUAUCGUCUUCUCCCUCGGACCGUGCGGGGAAAUGGCGCCCCGCUCGCUCGCUCCCUCUCUGACGCACAGGCACCUCGCUGGCCGUGAUACAAAAUGGCGGCGGUCACGGCCCCGAACCCAGCAUAGCUAGAGUCCGUGGCGCGGGGAACAGGGCCCGCGGCGCGUAGCCAAUCGGGGUUGGCGCUGGGCCUCCGGCGACCAAUGGAGUGUGUGGGCGGUGGUUUGUGGUGCCGGCUGUCCAAUGGCGGCUCGGCGAGUGCUGGUUGCGGGGCCCGCCCGCACAGCUCUGGGCGGUGCUGGAGCGGGCGGGCGCUGAGGCGGCCGUUUCCUGUCCUGGUGCAUGGUGGUCGGACGGAGGAAUUGUUGGAAAAUUUCUCGGCGAGAUAAACAAUGUUAUUAGCCCAGAUAAAUCGAGACUCUCAGGGAAUGACUGAGUUUUCUGGAGGAGGGAUGGAGGCUCAGCAUGUGACUCUCUGUUUGACAGAAGCAGUAGCUGUGCAAGAUGGUGACAAUUUAGAAAACAUGGAAGGUGUAAGUUUGCAGGCAGUUACGCUUGCUGAUGGCUCCACUGCUUACAUACAGCACAAUUCUAAAGAUGGUAAAUUAAUGGAUGGCCAGGUGAUUCAACUAGAAGAUGGCUCUGCUGCCUAUGUUCAACAUGUAUCCAUGCCAAAAAGUAGGGACAGUCUGCGCCUGGAAGAUGGACAGGCAGUUCAGCUGGAAGAUGGAACUACUGCAUUUAUUCAUCACGCUUCAAAAGACAGUUAUGACCAGAGUGCAUUACAGGCAGUCCAGCUGGAAGAUGGAACCACUGCUUACAUUCACCAUACAGUUCAAAUGCCACAGUCAGAUACCAUCUUAGCUAUUCAAGCUGAUGGCACAGUAGCAGGCCUUCAUACGGGAGAUGCUACAAUUGAUCCAGAUACCAUCAGUGCUUUGGAGCAGUAUGCAGCUAAGGUGUCUAUUGAUGGAAAUGAAAGUGUUAGUAGCUCAGGAAUGAUAGGUGAAAAUGAACAAGAGAAAAAAAUGCAGAUUGUCUUGCAAGGACAUGGAACAAGAGUGACAGCUAAAUCUCAGCCAAGUGGAGAGAAGGCUUUUCGCUGUGAAUAUGAUGGCUGUGGAAAAUUGUACACAACAGCUCACCAUCUUAAGGUGCAUGAAAGGUCGCACACAGGAGAUCGACCAUAUCAGUGCGAACAUCCUGGUUGUGGCAAAGCAUUUGCAACAGGUUAUGGGUUAAAAAGUCAUGUCCGAACCCAUACUGGAGAGAAGCCCUAUCGGUGUACAGAGGAGAACUGCACCAAGUCAUUCAAGACUUCUGGAGACCUGCAGAAACAUAUCAGAACCCACACAGGUGAAAGACCAUUCAAAUGUCCCUUUGAAGGCUGUGGAAGGUCAUUCACAACAUCCAAUAUUAGAAAAGUUCACAUCAGGACACAUACUGGUGAAAGACCCUAUUACUGUACAGAACCAGGAUGUGGGAGAGCAUUUGCCAGUGCAACCAAUUACAAGAACCAUGUGAGAAUACAUACAGGUGAGAAGCCCUAUGUCUGCACGGUUCCUGGCUGUGACAAACGUUUCACAGAAUAUUCCAGUUUAUACAAACACCAUGUUGUACAUACUCAUUCCAAACCAUACAACUGCAAUCACUGUGGGAAAACAUACAAGCAGAUUUCCACACUUGCUAUGCACAAGCGAACAGCGCACAAUGACACAGAGCCAAUUGAAGAAGAGCAGGAAGCUUUCUUUGAGCCGCCUCCAGAUCAAGGUGAAGAUGUUCUAAAAGGCUCCCAGAUAACCUAUGUGACAGGUGUAGAUGGGGAGGAUGUCGUUUCCGCACAAGUUGCUACAGUUACUCAGUCAGGACUGGGUCAACAAGUUGCAUUAAUUUCCCAGGAUGGGACCCAGCAUGUCAACAUAUCUCAGGCUGACAUGCAGGCCAUUGGAAAUACUAUCACUAUGGUAACACAAGAUGGCACCACCAUCACAGUCCCUGCCCAUGAUGCAGUCAUUUCUUCUGCAGGAACACAUUCUGUUGCAAUGGUAACUGCAGAGGGCACUGAAGGACAGCAGGUUGCUAUAGUGGCUCAAGACUUAGCAUUCCAUAGUGCCUCAUCAGAAAUGGGACAUCAGCAACAUGGGCAUCACUUAGUGACUACAGAAACCAGGCCUGUUACAUUGUUGGCUACAUCCAAUGGAACGCAAAUUGCAGUGCAGCUUGGAGAGCAGCAGUCUUUGGAAGAAGCCAUCAGAAUAGCCUCCAGAAUACAACAGGGUGAAACACCAGGGAUUGAUGAUUAACUUCUAACACUGCUACAAGAACAAUAGAGCAAAUGAUAUUUUAUUUUCAAUCAACAAAGAUCCAUGCCAGCUGCAAUCCAUAAAAACUUUGAUGUUUUCCUGCUCAUUUAUACUCUGUACACAUUUUAUGCAAGAGUGAAGAACGUUUUAAAACGUGCAUAACUUUUGUGUACAUGACCCGUGGAAUAGACCAGCACCAUCUUCUCAACCCAUUAUAUAUCCAGGAAUAUGAAAUUAGGAUUACAUAGUAAAUUUCCUCAUUAUCCUUUCGUCAGAUUUCAACCAGUCUACAAAAAAGCAAACGCUGAUGUAGAAGUAUUGGAAUGAAUUUUUAAUAUGAUGUGCAAAAUAAUGAAGGCAUUAUUGAAGAUUUCAAAUGUUUAAAACAUUAUACCAAAAUCAUUUCAGGAACCCUUACAGGUAAUAAAGAAAGUAAAGCAUUUUUAAUUGUCUCCCAUAAAUAGAAGAAUCUUGGAGUUGAGCCUACUGUAAAUCUUUGCAUUUUGAUUUGCAUUUCAUACAGAUGUGAAGAUUCUCCAUAUUUAGAUUCCCUGUCCAGCUCAUUCAUUGUAAAUACAGACUGUUAAUGCUGGAAGUGCUAAUUAUAUUAUCUUAAAAAUGGAUUAUGUACAAAAGAGAAACUUUGGUUGUUCAAUAUUAAAGGAAGUAAAUCUAAUUUUUCUGUUUCUUUACAUAUUUUACUUAAUCUUAAAAUGUUAUCUUCAAAUUAUGAUGCAAUAAAGGAUAACAAGUUUAUAUUAUCUAGAUAGGAUGA